AUGGCUCCCAACAAACAACUUGAAGAAGACCAGGAUGUUGUCAUUGUCAAAGUCAACAAGCUCCCUCCUGGACCAUGCACGCCUACAAGGUUGACCCAGACCAGAUAUGAUGAUGUCAGUAUAUUGGACGUAGUGAAAACGCCCCCAUCUCCCUAUCCAUAUACAUUACCCGUGCCUGCCCCCCAGGUCCCGUUACGUUCGCCAGCUCCCCCAGCUGGCAAUUUCACCCCUGUGGAGGACGUUGCUCCCCGCCCUCCGGUAAGACCAGACCCAGCAGACCGCACCGCAUCUCAUGGAGAGCAAGACAAAUGGAAUCUCUACUAUCUACCCGAUAUUUUGUAUGUCCUGUGUCCUGGGACCGAACACGUCAGAUCCAGAGCUCCAGUCUGCAUGACAGAAUAUACUGUCUUUGGCAAACAGGUGAAAGACUUUGCUGUCCUCCCGCGUCAAAUCUCCUCUCGUGUAGAGGGUUGGAGGCUGGAGGCGUGGAUGCGUCUUGAUCAGCGGAUCACGGACCAGGACAUCAUCGAUCGUGUCAACCCUGAUUUCAGGGCAAAGCUAUCUCCUGAAUACCUCGAAUAUCGUCGCCAGUUCUUCCGCGAAACGUUCAAUCUGGCUUGCUGGACGUCGCCAGAGUCCAUUAGUUAUAUCUGCAAUUUGCUGGUGGAGCGGGGGAUAGAUCCGGCGAUGAACAGCACGAGAGGCCUAACCCCAGGACUGAAAGAUCCUGCGAAAGGAGAAGGCGGGGGCCGGGUGUCUCUUCCUAUACCCCAGGUCUGUACUAUUGCCGCCGAUGGAGGAAACCAGCCGAUCCCUACAAGGUUCUACGUGCAACCGCAGCCAAUGCCGCAAAAUCAGUGUCAUGGAAGAGUGCCAAUGGUUUAUGCAUCUCAGGCCCCGAUUCCCUCGCGUUCCGUGCCACAGCAUGCGUUCGUCCUGCCAAGCUAUAUGAAUACACCCCAAGGCAGUGUGCAACACGUUCAGUACAUGGCACCUUACCCGGCACCUUACCCCUACAUGGCACCCUACUCUGUUCCAUACCCUUAUGGCAAACGAAAGUGGGUUGAGCCGAUCAGACAGGAGACUCCACUCGCUUACUACAAGAGACAGAAGGUAUCCGGUCACGGCUAUGUCGAGGGUCCAACUGGUUAUCCCUACGUUCCCGUCGAGCUGGCGCCUUGUCGCGCACCUAUGCCUCGCGCAUUUCCCCGCGAAGGCGACAUGGGUGGUCGUACGAUGUCACUUGAGGAGUAUCUCCAGGAGAAGAGAGUGAGCUAUGAGGAGUUCCUUCGCGCACGUUAUGCCCAUGAAGUACCGGGAAUUGCUGGUGGUCUACAAUAUCAUCCGCGCAGAGCGUAA
Messenger RNA from Aspergillus terreus NIH2624, 1359 nucleotides. RefSeq lists its product as uncharacterized. The coding region runs from base 1 to 1359 and encodes 452 amino acids. The record is from RefSeq and is a predicted model, not a curated record. NCBI's taxonomy places the organism in Eukaryota, Fungi, Ascomycota, Eurotiomycetes, Eurotiales, Aspergillaceae. The transcript is spliced from 3 exons.